Onychomys torridus (southern grasshopper mouse) is the source of this 2775-nucleotide messenger RNA. RefSeq names its product catsper channel auxiliary subunit epsilon (gene Catspere). Gene Ontology annotation, biological process: flagellated sperm motility; sperm capacitation. The record is from RefSeq and is a predicted model, not a curated record. Gene Ontology annotation, cellular component: CatSper complex; sperm principal piece. Lineage: Eukaryota; Metazoa; Chordata; Mammalia; Rodentia; Cricetidae. Bases 1 to 2775 code for a protein of 924 amino acids. The transcript has 19 exons.
AUGUGCACUCGCUCUCUCGCGCCGCGCGUGCACAAGCCGCCCGGGACCCCAGAGCGUGCUAACCGGGUGGCGCUGCUGAGGCGGUUGGUUGCUCAGAGGUGGAGUUGGCGCCAUGUCGGUCCGGGAAUUGAUGGUGCUGCUGUGGUGGUGGAGCAGCUGCGGCUCCGCACUGUGGAGGAUGAAGAGUCACGCAACCUGCAUGUGGAUAAUUCUCAUGUUUGCUUCAUGUGGUAUUAUACAGUUGCAGACGUUUAUGAAAAUUUAACCCAGAUUGUCACUAUAUGGGUAUAUGAUCCAGAAAGUUCCAGCAAAGAAGAAUUGCAGUGGACUGCAACAAGACCUUCACGGCAUUCCUUAAUACUAACGAAGUUGUUGAACACCCUGGGACAGCAACCUUACAUUCACACACUAAUGAAGAAGAAAGUCUACAUCCCAGAUGCCCUAAGUGAAGAUGGAACCUGGGUCGUCCACCUGCCAAUGUCAUCAGAUGACUUAAUGAAGGAGAUUCGAGGAAACAAGGUAGCGUUCCAAGAUUGCUUCAUCUCAAACCUCAAGUUCUUGCUGACAUUUCCUGUGGUCACCAUAGCUGAGAACCCUAAAGAUUUACCACUCAUGCUGCCACAUGGGAGUCCAUUGAUGUCUACCUGGGAUUCCUGCAUCCCUACAUUUGCUGUCCUGGUCACUGACAGGGAAACCUUCCAAACAAAUAAUUCCUUCCAUACCUGGACCAGAAUAAGAGUCCCCCCAGGUAUCCUGAGUGAUGCUGAAAGGCGCAAUGUGAGCGAUGUGGCCCUGUUCAAAAAUGGAAUUAUGUUUCUAAUAAAUGGUGCUAUCUAUCUGAAAACUAGAAAAACAUUUGAAAAACUGGACUCAAGUAAAGGUGUUCCUGAAACCGAAAUUAUUGGCAUUCAAAGAAGAAGAUGGUGCACGGUCAAAUAUUUAUUUAAGAGUGCAAGAAAAAAGAGCCUGUUGGCAAUAUGGACAAGAAGUGAACUUUACCUUGGAUAUUCUGAAUUUAGAUUUAUGAAAAUAAUGGAUAGUUCAAGACUGAAAGAAGCUCUACAGCUGAACCCCUCCGACACCGUAGUAAUACAAAAUGUUGAGUACACAUGGCACCCUCUGGAGCUGGCCCUGAUACUGUACUACUGUUCCUCAUGCUCUACCACCAAACACACUCGCAUGCUGCUGUAUAACGAGGACUCCACAAGGUGGACAAUUCAGGACUUCCAAUUAGAAUUGCCCAUGAGCAGCAAGAUAGUCACGCAUUUUCUCUACUCAGCACUGCCGGAUUUAAUCCUGUGGGAUGCACACAGCGUUUACUAUUAUUACAAAAACUUCACUGUUAGUGGGACUAUGGGAACAACUGGAGGAGAAAAGAAUCUGUCAAAGGUAUCGAGCGGCAGCAAAAUCCACAAUGUCGUCGUAGAUCAUUUUGGGAGUAUUUUGAUAAAAAUGGAAAAUAAUGUAAUGUUCUUUUCCAAGGCUGACAUUACAGAUGCAAUCAAGUUACCUAUAUGGGCAAACAACACAAUAAAGUCAGCCCUUUUCUUCAACAGAUCUUCCAAAGUGUAUCUCGUAUAUUUUAGUGAAAAUUACCUGGUGCAGACACAGGAAUACCCCUUAUUUCUGGAGAUAGAAAGUAGAGUUUACAAUAGCAAUGAUAAAUGCCCAUAUCUGGCAUUUCAACACAAUAUUUUUAGUGAUUUUUACUUUAUUGACAAAGGAGAAACCCUGACAAUUUGGACUCAAAUAGUCUACGCAGAAAAUUUGGGUCUCCAUAUUAUUGUAGAAGAGUAUGGCCCAAAUAUAUUAACCUGGACACAAGACAUCUCCUAUGAGAUUGCCUCAGGACUCUGUACUAAAACUAUGUAUACAACGUUUUUUCAGACCACAAACUACGAGUCAGUAAAUGAUUACUUCAAGCUAGAGGACAAGAACAUGGGUCUCAUGCUUGUUCAAUUCCGGCCUAGUGAAUUUUCAAAAACAUGUCCAAUGGCCAAACAGGUGUUUGAAAUUGCUGUUGGAUGUGAUGCAGAUAAGUACAUUCAGGUUAAAGGAUUUAAUAGAACUGAAUGUCAUCGCCGUGAUUUUUCUUAUAUGAUUGACAAGGAAUAUCUGAGAGAUAGUCCACCUGAAAAUAUGAAAGUCAGGUAUGAUGUGGGAAAAUAUGGCUGCCCUCAGAGACUUGAAUUCAAUGAUCCAUUUCACCCUGUGAUAGAGCUGUAUGAUGAAAACGGCUUUAUUAAAAUAGUCGAAGCAAAUUUUAUUGUGUGGGAAAUCCAUGGCCGGAAUGACUAUACCUUUAAUUAUACUAUGAAGCAGAGUGGUUGUAUAAACGAAGCGCAGACAUUCAAGUCCAUGAUAGAGGAAAACAAGGGCCUCCCACUGGAUGACGUCUGGGGGCCUCAGAACUAUAAGACUUGUUUUUCUUACGCUGUUGGGAAGCCAGGAGACCUAGACCAACCGUAUGAGAUUUUAAACCAUUCUAAUAAAAACCAUUUACUAUGGCCCAUGGACCAUUCCGGAAUGUAUGUGUUUCGUGUGAAAAUCUUGGAUCCAAAUUUUAGUUUCUGUAACCUAACAUCUAUUUUUGCGAUCGAGACCUUCGGAGUGAUUCCCAGCCCAAGUGUCUACCUGAUAGUCGCCUUCCUUUUUGUCUUGAUGCUCACAUUCAUCAGCAUUCUAGUCCUGAGCUACUUCUGGUACACCAAGAUUUACAGACAGUUUAUUUUUGAGCCACUUCACAAGCCUCCUACAAAACUGAAGAAGAAUUAG